CUCCCGGGAGACAGGAGCACCAAGGACGGAGGAAGCUGACUACAGGGAAGGAAGCGGACGACGGGGAGACACAGUCCGCUAUCGCUUCCGGAAACCCGCUUCCACUGCGCAGCCCCCCGCGCGCAGCCUGACGGGAAAGCGCCGCCAAGCGGCCUCGCCUCGCCCCCGCCGCGGGGCACGCCGGGAGAAGCGCGAGCUCCCUGCGGCCUCCCCGGAAGUGUGUGUGGCUUCCCUGCCCUGUUCGCACUAAGUCCCGCCCCUGUGCCGGAAAGAGGGAAGUGUGAGGAGUGGAGCCAGCGGUGGUCACGUGGCACCAGUGCGGAAGCAGCGGGAGAGGGGCGGGGCAGUAGGCGUGGCGACCAGGUCACGAGUGGCCGGAAGUGGCGGCCUCUGCGGAUCAGCGGAUCAUCGGAGAUGGGGACCUCCCUGGAUAUCAAGAUCAAGAGAGCGAAUAAAGUGUAUCACGCCGGGGAAAUGCUGUCUGGUGUGGUGGUCAUCUCCAGCAAGGACUCUGUCCAGCACCAGGGAGUGUCUCUGACCAUGGAAGGGACUGUAAACCUCCAGCUCAGUGCCAAAAGUGUGGGUGUGUUCGAGGCCUUUUACAACUCAGUGAAGCCGAUCCAGAUUCUCAACAGCACCAUUGACGUGCUGAAGCCAGGAAAGCUUCCCAGUGGCAAGACUGAGAUUCCCUUUGAAUUUCCUCUGCAUGUCAAGGGCAGCAAGGUGCUGUAUGAGACUUACCACGGCGUGUUUGUGAACAUUCAGUACACACUGCGCUGUGACAUGCGGAGGUCCCUGUUGGCCAAGGACCUGACCAAGACCUGUGAAUUCAUCGUUCACUCUGCUCCUCAGAAGGGGAAGCUGACCCCAAGUCCUGUUGACUUCACCAUCACCCCAGAAACCCUGCAGAACGUCAAAGAGAGGGCCUCACUUCCCAAAUUCCUCAUUAGAGGCCACCUGGACUCCACCAACUGCGCCAUCACACAGCCCCUGACGGGAGAGCUGGUGGUGGAGCAUUCGGAUGCUGCUAUCCGGAGCAUCGAGCUGCAGCUGGUCCGGGUGGAGACCUGUGGGUGUGCAGAAGGCUAUGCACGUGAUGCCACAGAGAUUCAGAAUAUUCAGAUCGCUGAUGGGGACAUUUGUAGAAGCCUUUCUGUCCCUCUGUACAUGGUCUUCCCCAGACUGUUUACAUGCCCGACACUGGAGACCACUAACUUCAAAGUGGAGUUUGAGGUUAAUGUGGUGGUCCUUCUUCAUGCUGACCACCUCAUCACAGAGAACUUCCCGCUGAAGCUCUGCCGGACAUAGUCCAGCUCAGGAGGGGGACAGCCUGGUGGCCAUAUGGAUUUCGACUCAGUCAUCUGCUCACACCUGGAUUUCUCUGUUUGGUCAUCUGCUCACAUGUGGGCAUCUCUCCAGUCACCUGCUCACAUGUGGAUGUCACACAGAUCAUCUGCUCAGAUCCCUGGCAGCUGAUAUUUUCAUGAUUUUUCUUCAUUGCCUCAAAGCUGUUUCCUUCAGGUGCCUUGCCCAGCCCUUUCCUCUGGAAUGCAGCAGGAUGUCCUCGUGUGUGGUGCAGGAUCACAGCACACAUUUCCAGCAGCUGUUUCUUUUCAGGUUCAGUAAAGCAGCUGUGUCUGCAGCUUGAGAUCUGCUGGCUCCUAAGACCAUGAAGACAACUUGCCCAGACUGCUGACAGUAAACGCUUGGCCACCAGCAGGCUCAGAGACUGGUAGCGUUUGUGACACCCUCCAAGGGCUGGCAGUGACUUCACCUGGAAAUACGGAGCUGUUUCAAAACCUCAAGUUCUUGAUAGCAUUGCCCUAGAACUUAAGGGUUUUAGGGAACUAAGAAAAACAGCAAAUAAGUACUUGUUUUCAAGGGAAUCUGUGAAGAGUGGCUAGAGUUUUUGUGGCCUGUCCAGCUGGCACACACAGGUACUGCUGCCGUGUCCAAGAAUCCGUGGAAAGGUGAGGAGGCUGCAUAAGGGAAGGACACACACUGGCUGCUCAGUACUAGGUCAUUUCUGAGAGACAGGAGGCCAUGCUGAGGAAGGAUGAUGGGCUUGGCCUGUCCCUGACCCCCGAGGGGCCUGUGCUCCGUUCCCCCGCAGCCUCACACUGACGCCUACUGCAUGGAGAGUGUGUUCUCACACUUUCUUCCUUCCCGUCCUGCUGCUCUGGUGGCCUUCUGCACAUGGGCUGCCCUGCCUUCACAGCUUCCAGGGGCAGGCCUAGGAAAGCAGGCCCUGAGCGACAGCCUCCUGCACGGCCACUGUACUAUGACAACUGAUGGGAAACUGAGGAGACUUAGCCCAGUCGCCUGACAGUGGGUUCCCAGACAAUGUAUUUUUGAUUUAUCAAUUUUUUAUGCUUAUAUCAUAAUACUUACCUAUCCUGGACAUAUUCAAACAAUCAAGCAACCAGAAAACGGAGGCUAUGCUUCCUGGUUAGUUUACAAGGGGUCAUCUUCAGUGACAUAAUUUCUUAACGAAUAAAGAUGCUAAACAAUUUUAAAAGCA
Messenger RNA from Myodes glareolus (Bank vole), 2521 nucleotides. RefSeq names its product VPS26 endosomal protein sorting factor C (gene Vps26c). The record is from RefSeq and is a predicted model, not a curated record. Lineage: Eukaryota; Metazoa; Chordata; Mammalia; Rodentia; Cricetidae. Gene Ontology annotation, biological process: intracellular protein transport.